AGCUGCCUAAAGGAGCCUGGCCUUCCAAGUGUGACUCUCAUCUUUUGUUUCUUUGAACCUGUAAAUGAACUUUGGCAUGAAAUGUGAGAUGUAACGAGCUCCGUUGUUGUUGGAGUUGAAAGCCUCAGCUCUCUGCGUUGUCUGCUGGUGCUGAGUUUAGGCUGUUUUCCGCUGGGGAAGUAAAUUGCUCCAGCGGACAAUCCAGGCAUGUGACUGCUGGGGCACAGUCAUGGAAAAUUGGCUUCGUUGUCAUGUUUAUUUGCUCUGAUAUAAUUUUUUAUGACAGUGUCAUGCAGCUUUUUCCAAGGCUACUGGAAUGUGUUAUUCUUAAUUUCUUCCCUUCUGCUAUUUUUUUAAAGAAGAACUGUCAGAGAAACUGUAUAUAAUAUUGAUUUUUAUUAUUGUUGUGGGUAAUGAGUUACAGGCUUUUGUAACUGACUAGGGCUUUUUCUUCUUUUUUUCCCUUUUUAUAACAAAUUAGCACAGAACCCCUCUGUUACUGUAGCUGUAGCUCAAGAUUAUGAUUUAUAGCAGGAGAAACUAAAAUAGCAAUUGUUAGCUUUUCUUCCAUUCUGAUGAAAUCAAAUUUGAUCGAUUUUAGUCUCAGCUCAUGCCUUCUUUUUCCUCUGGGGAAGGAAGUAAUCACUCUCUAGUGCUCCAAAGGGCUGGGUUGCUAAACUUAACAAGUAGUUUCUCAUCUGAGAAGGGGUUGAAUAACUUUGGUUUGUUCCUGUACAGAAUAUGCUGGUGUUUGUUUCUCUCUCUCCUGGGGAAGCUCAAGUGCUGAUUACAGUUGGGAACAGCCUGAUGUUGGAAUAUAAAGGUCACGAGUGUUUCCUUUCACUUCUGCAGCUGCGAGUCAGACUGAGAUACAUGGGAGGUGGCAAGAAGUCUCUGCAGCAAAAGGAGCUUUUGGCAUGUUUUUCUUGAGGGAGACCUACAGACUGGUCAGUUCUUUCUGUGUAGAGGCUGUAGCCUUUUUUGUCCGGGUCUAGCAGAGCUGAUUUCCUCUUCUGAAGAAGAAAUAGUGCUAUUCCUGCACCCCACGGUCUCGCCCCAUUGCUCCUCAUGGGAGACCUCUAACCGCUGGUACCAACGGCACUUUCUAUCCAGCUCUGUUACAACACACUAAUUUGCUCACCUCCCAUUAAAUGUUUGCAGUGUGAAUAUCAGGUGAAGGGGGAGAAAGGUAUCUGAAUACCAAUGAAUGAGCUGCGAUGGAUAACAAAGACUCAGAAGCUGAGAUCCACCCUCUGAAGACUGAGGACGUAAAAGGUCAAGAGAAUCAUGAAAACUCUGUGGAGAGAAGAAUUGUCAGCAAGCAGUCAUCACGACUGUCUCGGUUGUCCCGGUGGCGCACUGCCGCCUUCUUCAUCUCAUUAUUUCUGUGUCUGAUAAUUGUGUUUGCUUUCUCAUUUAUUAUUCCUUGCCCAGAGAGGCCAGUUUCAGAAAGAACAUGGUUCCAAAACUAUGACAAUGCAGUGGCCUACCAGUUUCUUGCUAUAGAAGAUGUGAAUGAAGACAAAGUGCAAGAUGUCGUCUUUGCUUUCAAAGCUAGCAAUGGCAGCAGCAGCUUCAACAGAUCCUGUCUGGAUGAAGAAGGUCGGCCUUCUCUGUGUGCCUUUGUUGCUGCUGUGUCUGGCACGAAUGGCAGAGUGCUCUGGGAGAAGCCUGCUGCUGGGGAGAUUGAGUGGAUGCAGUGUGGCAUCAGGCAGCUCGGGGAUGCUAAGUCCCCAGGUUGCUUGGUCAUGGCGAAGCCAAUGUCUCUUAUGGCAGUUGACCUGCGGACAGGGGAGGUUCAGUGGAGCCAGUCCAGUGACUUUGGAGCUAAUUAUACUGUGCUGACGCCGGUGUCAGUGAUUCCAGAUGUGGAUAGUGAUGGAGUUCAGGACCUGAUAAUCUUUAUUGCUACAGGAGAUAAGAUUAAGACCUUCAUCCAUUCAGGAAAAAAUGGCAAACAGAUUGGCUCCACUGGAAGCCUGAACAUUGAUGGGAAAGCUCGCUAUAUUAGGCUGAACCUGGACUCCUCCUCCUACUUCUUCUUCUAUACAGAAAAUGCUCUCUAUGCCUUUUCCCUGAAAGAUCUCUACAGUGCAGCAACUGGGAAGGAAAUUAAGCUUCCCGGCCUUGAGCAAGAUCCUCAGUGGGAGAAGAAUAUUGACCGUACUACGCACCGCUUAUCCCUUCUCAGCUCUGGAGACAUUCGUUACCUGGCAAAAAUUCCUGGGCAAUCACAGGAGAACAUCUUAGUUGUGAACUCGGAGAUGGCUACACUGAUCAAUGCACGAGAUCUUCAGACUUUGUGGACCCUCAACGUGUCCCGUGUUGUGAGAGAGCCACUACUUGGUUACUACAAACCUGAUGUUCUUGGCAUUGUCCUUGAGAGUGAAAUUGGACCCAACAGAAAGAAGGUUAUGAUUGUUGAGAGUGGAUCUGGAGCAGUCCAGUGGGACCUGAAGCUGAACUCAAGAGCAGAAAGCCCUGGGCCAGCCACACUUUCUACUGCUGAUCACCGGUCUGCCUUCCUCAUCUGGGGUGAAUACCAGGCAGCAGGAAAUGAAACGAGAUCCAGACCUCCUCUCCAGAAGCUGUAUCUUUUCCAUCCUUCCUACACUAAUGUCCUGUUGGAGCUCCGCAAUAGCACAGACCAAAUAAUUGCAUUCAGUGCCACGCUGUUUGAGCGGAGCCGUCAUGCCUGCUAUGUGCUGUUGAGGGGGCCUCAACCCAGCGAGGAGCCAGGGUCAGUGUCUCUGAUGAAGCGGAAGCUGAAGGAGGAUGUCUCUGAGAGCAGGGUGAUCUGGCUGAGCCAGGUGGCUGUGGACAGUGAACAGUACAUCCGGGACCGCCUCUACAGGAUGCGAUUCCACAGCCGAGUGUGAGCUUGCUGAGGUGGGGGGAGAAGCUGCCCUGGCCCAGGUGUCUCCAAGCUGCCUCUCCUCUGCAGCCAUGCCCUUAGCAAACCCAGAUCAUGAAUUAAAAUGGAAAGCUGCCUAUCUUGAUCUGCAAACCAAAGUGUGGCUGGUGGGGAAGCACCCCCAGUGUCUGGGGAUGCCCAGGCUGUGAGGGCAGCUGCCAGUGCGUCUGUCCUCAGAGCUGAUGGGACUUCAGUGGUUGGCCACCCACCGCUGAAGUGUCAUCAGCUUGGGGAAGAGGGCUUUCCCCUUGAUCCUUCUGUGCCUGCAGAACUGUGCUGAUUCAGCAUGUGUCUGGAGGAAAACAUAUGCUUGCUGGGGAUGCUGGGGCUGAUUAUUUCUUGGGUGCUUGCAUGAGAAGAGGAGCUUUGAUGUGUGGUGUUAGAUUUCCUUUCUGAGCCAGCUCUCCUGGCUGUGGGAGAGGUACUUGGCUGCAGGUUGAUUUGCAAUUGCCUUCUCCUGGAUUUGGGUCCCUGCUUUGGGUCGUGGGGUGUGUGUAGUGAUAGACCCCAACCGCGGCUGAUGAUGUGGCUAGGUGUCACCUGGGCCAGCAGAGUGCAGGUUAAAGUGUCAUUCUACUUAGAAAAUGGCCUUUUCUCCUAAGAAUAGCCCCAUGUGCCCCACUGCGCAGUCACAAGCCUACCUGUGUCUGUCUCCUCUGUUGCUUCCUUUCCAGCCAAGCUGUGCAGUGUUGGUGACACAGAAAGGGAGCUGGUCUCCCCACUGAUUUAUGCUCCCUGUCCCCAGUCUGAUUAUAGGUGAUGUGAAAACCAGAGACCAGGCUGUCUGGUCCCUGCUGGUAUGGACAUCACCUCUCCUACUGGUUUUGAGGUACCAGGGGAUACAGGACAUUUUUUCAGAGUAGAAUUGCAUUUUAACCUUGCCUGGGAGCUGGGCUUGCCACUCUGGAGAGCCCUGUACCCAAUCAGCAAUGCCAGCUCUCCUACAAAUACUCUUUCAGUCUUGCAGCUGUUGAGGAGCCUUUUCCAAGUACUGUCCCCUCUGCCAGGAGGUGGGCAGGCUGUAGGGCAGGCGUGAGCCACUCUGGGGAACAAUGCAAGCUGUCUCUGCAGCACAGCUCUGGAGAGAGCUCUGUGCUCCCUCCCUGCCCUCAGAAUUGAAGUGAUGUUGGGUGUGGAUCUUCAGGUGUUCUCUCUGCCCAGCCUGGUAGCCUGAGGGAAUGGGACAGAUUGCUGUGUGAAGAUGAUGUCUCCUCUGGAGACUUCUGUAGCGUGGUGUGCAUGCUCUGCUCUGUUCCUUCAUGGGCAUCAGUGCAGACUGUAGAACUGAGGUGCAAAGUGUGGAAAACAGUUUGAAUCUGCUGCUCAGUCCUGAAAGCUGCAGUCCCCACACCAGCUGCACUGAGACACAAGCCCUGACCAUAUGCUGCUGGGCACCCACCUGUCUGGUGAGAGGAAGGUGGACAGAAAACACACACCCUAAAAAUAACCUCUCUCAAGUUUUGCAGUGCUGGAGGGGGUUUAGCCAUUGCCUCCCUCCCUUGCCUAGUCUCAGAACGGGGCGUGUGCAGAAAUACUGUAGGAUGAGAAACUUAAGCCAGGUUGCAUAGGGUCAAGCAUCAGUUCUUCUCUUGUGGCACUGCUGAACUUUAACCUGCUGCAGGACAGCUUCUGACUCUGGCAGCUAGUGUCACCCAAGCUCACACCCACAGCUUCAGCUCUCCCAGUCUUGCAGCAAAAUGAGCUGCAGCAUCAGUGGUCUGCCUGGAUGCUUACCUCCUGCUUCCAGCUGGCCCAGUAAUUGCCUAAAGAGUGCCCUGGCUCCCUCUGCCCCAUAGCUCAGGCAGUCAAGGGAGCUGUGUAGGAUGAGUGCUGCUGGCCUCUGCAGAGCUGUGCUGCUGACGGAGCCCAGUCCUGGGGCAUCCAGGCUGUGCAGGAACCUGGGGAUGCUUCCAGGGGAGCACUCCACAACCUCCAAAGCACCCUAGACUCAAAAUGGUGGGUUUCUCCCUCUGUUCCUCUCUUUCCAGGCUGUUUUCUGAGUGAGUCUGAGGGUGCAGGGAGACUCCCCUGCCACAUCCCCUAGCUUAAGUUGCCUCUUUGCACAGCACGAAAAAGCCUGAAGCCUAGCAGCCCACACCAGCAUUGCAGGGAUCAUGGGCUGCACCAGUGCUGCAGCACCGUGGUUGUGAGGGCUGGAUUCAGCCUGCCCUUCUGCCAGCUGGGACAGAGCUGGGAGCGUGGCUGCGGGAGCUGGGCAGUGGGAGCCCCAGGCUUGUGUGCUAGUCCGAUCUCUGUGUUGGAUGAGGAUUGUAUCCCACUGAAAUUCGCCUGGCAGGGAGCAAGGUGCCCAGGCUGUAUUCUCUCUGCAAUCCCAGCAUCUCAGCUCUCUCCCUGCUCAGAUCUCUACCCACACCUGACCUUUCUCAUGGGCACACUGAAUAUUCCUUUGGGAGAGCUGAAUUUUUGGCUUUGGGGGACUUUUUUGGCUUUAAGUUGUCCAUCAAUGUUUCCAGAUACUUUGGAAACGCAGAUUUCCCAGUGGCAGCUCAAUUAAAUGCAUCAGUGCCAAACCAGCACCUUCUUAACAAAACAAGUCUCUUCCCAGCUUAUUUCCCUGUGUAAUUGGUUUUUUGCAGUAUUUAAUGAAUGACUUUGUGCCUUGAUUCCAUAACUCAGAUGGGUGAUGAUGGCAUUUAUCACUGUGUUAUGUAUUAGUGUGGUUUUUUAACACUAAGACUGUUUGGUUUGGUUCUUUAACUUAUUGUAGAUUGUGCCCUAUAGGACUUGGUCUAACCAGUAUGGUUUCAAUAAAUCCUCUUUUGCAUUGUUUGUAAA
Molecule: messenger RNA, 5710 nt
Organism: Phalacrocorax carbo (great cormorant)
Lineage: Eukaryota; Metazoa; Chordata; Aves; Suliformes; Phalacrocoracidae
Source: RefSeq, a predicted model, not a curated record